Molecule: messenger RNA, 1256 nt
Organism: Leptopilina boulardi
Lineage: Eukaryota; Metazoa; Arthropoda; Insecta; Hymenoptera; Figitidae
Gene: Scamp
Product: secretory carrier-associated membrane protein 5A
Exons: 8
Coding region: 157-1227 (356 amino acids)
Biological process (GO): protein transport
Cellular component (GO): recycling endosome membrane; trans-Golgi network membrane
Source: RefSeq, a predicted model, not a curated record
UUAUAAAAGUGUACUACGUGAAUUUACAAGGAAGAACAUUCCGAAAAAAUGAAUGCAAUGAAUGGUCGGCUUUAAAAAAACGUUAUAUUUAUUCUAUUUUACUUAAUUUGUACAUACACGACUCUAUUUGGCUAAUAAUUUACGUAUCAGCACAAAAUGUCUGGAUUUGAUGACGAUAAUCCCUUUGGGGAACCUAAUUUAGGUGAUCCCUUUUCGCCACCUGCUCGGCAACCAACUACAACAACAAUGUCAAAUCCUAAUCGAGGAAUGGAAGAUUUUAAUCCUUUUGCUAGUCCAGAUACUCCAACAACACAAGUUCGAGGAGCUUCAAAUCCACCAAUAUAUGGUGGUGCUGGAACAACACCACAACCAGCAACACUUCAACCAUCAAAUCAAGAAGUACCACCGCCAAAUUAUUCUCGUAGUGCACAACAAACUGCACCUCAAACAUUUAGAAACACGUUUUCACCAACUGGAGAUAUGCAAACUGAGGAGGAAUUAAAAGCUAGAAGAUCACAGGAUAUGCAAAAUUCUCCUUAUUACUCGAGGCGGAAUAAUUGGCCACCAUUGCCAGAAAAAUGUUGUUUUCAACCCUGUUUCUAUCAAGAUAUUGAUGUUGAAAUUGAUGCAGAUUUUCAAAAAAUCGUGAGACAACUUUAUCAUUUGUGGUUGUUUCAUGGCCUUGUAAUGGUAUUAAAUGUCUUUGGAGGAUUCUUUUUGUUGCUGUCAUUUUCCAAAGUCUCCACAUUUGGACUCAGCAUUUUGUAUCUAAUACUCUUUACUCCCUUUUCAUUCCUUUGCUGGUUUAGACCGGCGUAUAAGGCUUUCAAAACUGAUAGCUCGAUCCAUUUUAUGGUCUUUUUCCUUGUUUUCUUCUCUCAAAUAGUUGUCACGAUUAUUCAAGCUAUUGGCAUUCCAGAAACUGGUUCUUGUGGGUUUUUCGUGGCUAUUGGUUGUUUUAAUUCAUCAGCAAAGGGUACUUUAACUGGAAUUUUCUUGCUGAUAAUUACUCUUGGUUUUAUUUUGGCAGCGGUUGGAGAUUGUCUUUUGCUAUCCAAGGUUCAUCGCAUUUAUCGAUCAUCGUCGGCAAGUGUGCAAAAAGCACAACAAGAAUUCACGAGUACAUUUUUGCGAAAUGAACAUGUACAAAGUGCAGCGAGCAAUGUUGCCGCGAGUGUUGUUCGAUCGCAAAUGGAUAAUAUUACCCAACAACAACCACGAUACUAAAAUUAAAGAAAAAAAAAAAAACAAUUAAA